UCAUAGUCCAGAAGUAUUCGAAACUAUUGAGGAAACUGUUAGAAAAUAUAACUAAUCUCGUUGAAACAUUCGAUUUCUGUUAAUUAAGAACAGUAAUACAUAUUGGUGUGACGCGUUUAACGUAGUUGCUAGUGGGCGGGGACGAGCAGCGAGUUUUCAGAAAUAGGUAUUGCGAGCGAACAUUCGAACACAAUAAUAAUUACGUAAAACAUCCUUAUAGCUCAUCUGAGCAUUUUCUUUUGUAACGCCACGUUGCUCGCACCGAGAAGGAUUCGUCAAGGUAUGUUGUGCUUGAGCAGUGUGAAUUUAAACAGUUUUUUUUUAAUAGUUUACGUUAUGUUGUAAAUGUGUGAUUGCAGCGUGGCGUUAUUAAUUACAUAUAAUCAACAUGCAUUAUCAUAUUAUUUGAUAAAAUCCUGGAAAUUGAUGCGGAUAUGCGCUUCAAUUCGCUGUGGCGUAAAUCAUGAAUGUAUCCACGAUUCGCUAAAUAACGAAGUGGAUUGCUUUUACUGUGGCUUGUCGCCACGAUUUUUAAAAGGAUUGAUAGUAUAGUUGUUAUUGAAAAUUUGAUACCUUUUUAUUCAAAUUCUUGUGAUCGAGAUUUAUAAUUUCUUACACGAGUAUUUCAAGAAUCGUUUAUGUCGAAUUAUUGAUAACUAAAAUGGAAUACGCACAUCGACUAAGGCUUGAUAUGACAAUUCAUCAUUUUGUUGAUCAUGUCGAUAUGCUCGCAUUAUGGCCAUAUUUGUUCAUAAACAAAAUAUAUGCGACAACUGAUCACAAUGUUUCAAAUUGGGCAAAAAAUCUUACUGAUCCAGAAAUAAUUAAAGAUAUUAUCCUUACUAUUAAAACUCGAGGAUCUCUGGCUUAUCAUAAUCUGAUAUUGAGUCUUCAACAAACAAACCAACAUUUCUUAGCAGAUCUCUUAGGGAUCGACACAGUGGAUAAUGAAAGUCGGAAUCUGAGGCCUCGCGCAUCUUCUGCUUCUAAUGACAAAGACAUAUCUAACAAGCGCCAUCGUGGGAUAUGAUUGUGGUUCCGAUAAUCCUAAUGCCUAUUUAUUUAUUUAUUUAGAAAAAAGUAAGCCCAACAACAGUGGAUAACUAAUUACAGGGCUAUAGUAUGUACACAAUGUAGCAUCUUAAUUAUAAUUUGCUUAACAUGAGCGCACAUAGACAACGUUAUAAUUUUCAUUCUUAUACUUAUUAUUUACUUAUAACGAAAGUUUUUGUAUAAUGUACUAGAGAA
Belonocnema kinseyi is the source of this 1248-nucleotide messenger RNA. It is a transcript of the gene zuc, whose product is annotated as mitochondrial cardiolipin hydrolase. The transcript has 3 exons. Gene Ontology annotation, biological process: piRNA processing. Gene Ontology annotation, cellular component: mitochondrion. Lineage: Eukaryota; Metazoa; Arthropoda; Insecta; Hymenoptera; Cynipidae. The record is from RefSeq and is a predicted model, not a curated record. Gene Ontology annotation, molecular function: RNA endonuclease activity producing 5'-phosphomonoesters, hydrolytic mechanism. The coding region runs from base 662 to 1030 and encodes 122 amino acids.